Molecule: messenger RNA, 3892 nt
Organism: Lycium barbarum (goji berry)
Lineage: Eukaryota; Viridiplantae; Streptophyta; Magnoliopsida; Solanales; Solanaceae
Exons: 2
Coding region: 776-1657 (293 amino acids)
Source: RefSeq, a predicted model, not a curated record
AGUUUAAUAUGGGACAAUGAAACGUAACUACUCUGGCCCGAAUGUCGAUAAAUUAAUAACUCCAGCACAACUGCUGGCCAACUUGCAAUUGGCCAAAAAGACUUUGAUUGAAGUAGCAAAUGCAACCACAUACCACCGAGUUUAUCUGAAUUAAUUACUUUUAAGUUUUAACGUGGAGUAUAAUUUUUUUUUUUUAUCAAAAUUGACUAGAUUUACAACAGAUAGUGGGUUUAAACACAUAGUAAUAGAGUCAAUAUUCAGAACCUAAAGAUUGAAUGCUUAAGAGUUUUGCGUCUCUUUUUUUCUUCUCUGUUUCUUGCCUUGUACUCACUUUAACCAGGACCAUUUUGUGUGGUUGAAUUACAAGGUUUAAAUGACAGCAUAGUCCCUGACCUAGAUUUGGCUGUAUCUUCUCUUUUAUGCUCUGCAACUUUUUUUAGCCCUUCUUUCUUGUGAAAUUGCAAACUGAAAAAAUUGAAGCUCUUGGCUUCUGUAAUGAUGUAGCAGACUCGUAGUAGAAGAAAAUUGAUUAUGGGAGGUCAAGGGAAGUUGCAGAAUAUAAAGUUUGGCUUUUUUUUUUUUUCUUUUUUUUUUGGUUUUUCCGUUUACCCUCAUUUUUUUUUCUUUUUAAACUUUUCUGUGAGAAGCCACUCUGAUCUUUUAUCCAUCAGAUGCCUUGUUCCCUAGUGCUUAUGACAAAGUUCCAAGACAGAUCCUAUGGAAAUGCUUGGAGGCUAAAAGUGUACCUGUGGCGUACAUUAGGGUGAUCAAGGACAUGUAUGAGGGAGCCAAAACCAGGGUGAGGACAGUAGGAGGAGACUCAGAGCACUUUCCAGUUGUGAUGGGGUUGCAUCAAGGAUUAACUCUUAGUCCAUUUUUAUUUGCCUUAGUGAUGGAUGGAUUGACACGGCAAAUUCAAGGUGAGGUGUCAUGGUGUAUGCUUUUCGCGGACGACACAGUCCUGAUUGACGAGACUCGUAGCGGAGUUAACGCUAAGUUGGAGUGUUGGAGACAUACUCUAGAGUCUAAAGGGUUUACGCUGUGUAGGACCAAGACAGAGUACUUGGAGUGUAAGUUCAGUGAAGCACCUCAGGAGGCUGACUUGGAAGUAAGGCUUGGUACCCAGGCCAUCCAGAAGAAAAGUAGUUUCAAGUACCUUGGGUCUAUUGUGCAAGGCAGCGGGGAGAUUGACGAUGAUGUCACACAUCGUAUUGGGGCAGGGUGGAUGAAAUGGAGGCUUGCUUCCGGAGUGCUAUGUGACAAGAAGGUGCCACCAAAACUUAAGGGCAAGUUCUACAAAGUGGUGGUUAGACCGACUAUGAUGUAUGGGGUGGAGUGUUGGCCAGUUAAGAUCUCUCACGUGCAAAAGAUGAAAGUUGCCGAGAUGAGAAUGUUGAGAUGGAUGUGUGGCCACACCAGGAGUGACAGGAUUAGGAAUGAGGAUAUUCGGGAUAAGGUGGGGGUGGCCUCGGUGGAAGACAAGAUGCGAGAAGCGAGAUUGAGAUGGUUUGGGCAUAUGAAGAGGAGAGAUACAGAUGCCCCAGUGCGGAGGUGUGAGAGGUUGGCCAUGGAUGGUUUCAGACGAGGUAGGUGUUACACCCCGUACUUCGGAGAAACACUGUUAAAUUUGAAUGUAAGAAUGUCGAGUUACGACUAGGUAAAACAACUUUGGAGUAUGAGGAAUGAGGCAUUAUUAAGUAUAUUGUUUAAAUAAUGAAUGAUUAUGAUCUUGUAAGUCGUAAUCGAGAAAGAGUAUUUUAAAACACAAGAAUAUGGUCAUUAUCAUGUAUAAUAAGUGAUAAAUAUCAUGUAUGGAGGGUUUCGGAAUAUUUCGAGAUCGAGCAAGUUGAAGAAAAUAAGUUCGACGAAAAUUUGAGAAAUGCUGGACAGAUUUUUAGUCAACUUUGGAGGGGUAUAUCUCUAUGCAUAUUUGGAGUUUUAAGGCGUUUCAAAAGCCUAAAAUGAAGUUCGUCAAGUCUAGUUUAUGAUGCAACAAACCACUCAUCGAUAGGACGUCGGAGUAGAGAAUUAUAGACGCUACAAACUGAACUGUCGCGCAGAAACAGCACUGCUACAGUACUGUAGCUACAGUGACGCCGUUUCAGCCCUUAUAAAAAGGGGCAAACCCCCAUUUUUAUCAUCUAAAAACUUCUCAAAUUUUCCAGAAAAUUCAGCAACAAAAAGGGGCCUAAAUCUCACAUAAAAGUGAGGAUUGUGAGUGAAAUUUCAAGCUACGAAGUACUAAUCGAAGUCCGGGCAACACAUAAUCACGAAUAUAAUUUUGUUUGGAGUUAGAGGAGCAUGGGAACAAUAAGAUGUUGAAGAAUUUGCUACUUUCAUAAAAACAAGAUCUUGGGCGAAACGAGAAUUGAAUUUGGAAAGGCGUAAAGAGCAUACAUGGUAUGUAAAGCUAUCCCGAUUCUUCUUUUGGCAUGCCCUAGGUGUACUAGGAUCGGAUUCGAGCCUCGAAAAAUAUUCUGCUCAUCGGAAUCCGCAUUUGAAAAUAUCUCUCUUUCAUUUAAUAGAAUUGAACCCUUUUUGUAUGCUUUCUUGAAAAUUAUGCAAACCUUCCCCAAACUUUAUGAAAAGUUAUAGAAUGUCCGUAGAACCUUCGUAGGUGACCCCAUAAGCCUAAAAUGCGUAAUUUGAGCCCACCGCCUUGCUUGUCCCAAGGUGGGCCCACUAGUCCCGGUUUUACCCUUAUUGUACUUAAGGCUCGUUUUCGAGCAGUUUUUGAAAAGAAAUGUUCUGACUACUCUUUUAACUACUAAACAAAAAUUGUUUUAAAUAAUUCAUUAAGUCUUAUAAAUUUUUUUGGCACUCGGAACGACUUCAGAAAGGUUAUGCUUCUGUAAUUCAUUAUGACAUCUGAAACUCACUUAUUAUGAUCCCGUCUGACUUCAUUGAAUUGGUUUGUUAUUGAUAUGCCUCAUCGAGUCUCUGAAAAUAUUUAUGAUAUUUUAACUGCAUUUAGUUUCUCACUACUCUAUUCGUGGAUGCCUCAAUGUUUCCCCUACUGAGCCCGGACCAGGAUAUGUUCUCAAGCGACUUCUACUGCAUUGUUCGCCGUGCCUCGAUGUGAGGGGGCAGGUAUACAUGUACAUGGGUUGUGGAGUAUGCUGUGCCAUGUACACUAUUCUGAUAUGAUAUGAUAUGAUCUGAUAUGGCCAUCUGAUAUGAUAUGCUAUGUUACGGGGUUAUUCCCCUUUUCUGAUCCUUAUGUGUUGUGGCACCAGUGUCGGGGGGUGACCACGUUCUGUCUGCCGAGUCCCUUGGCAGGGACCGGAUAUGAUAUGGCAUAUGUUUCUGUACAUACUCUUCAUGUUUGAAAAUAUGCAUUUGAUACUCUGGACAUCUCACUCACAUUUCUGUACGUUCUGUUCCGGUUAUGAUUUUGUUCCGUAAUGGGACCAGGUAUGACAUACGUUUCCUGUAAGUACUAUUUAUGCUUUAUGAUCAGCAUUUUGCUAAUCUGGAUAUUCCGUUCAUUUUUCUGUACCUCUUGUUCCGAUUAUGACUUUGUUUACUACGUUCCAUGCUUUACAUACUCAGUACAUAUUUCGUACUGACCCCCUUUCUUCGGGGGCUGCGUUUUCAUGCCGCGCAGGUACAGACUACAGAUUUGCUGACCCACCUGCCUAGGACACCUAUUCUGCUAUUCUGGAGCGCUCUUGUGUCCAGAGCCUAUACUCUGGUACAGUCUGCUGCUGUUGGAUAUAUGUACGCUAUUCAGGGGUACGACGGGGCCCUGUCCUGUCUUAUGUUUCUGUUAUGUUCUGUAGAGGUCUGUAGACAUACAUGUGGGUUCUGUAUAUGUUUUGGGUUGCUAUGAUUUGUGAUAGCCUUAUCGGCUUCCAUGUGCUAUAUAUGUUCCUUUGUGACACUAGUAAUG